Carassius carassius (crucian carp) is the source of this 2018-nucleotide messenger RNA. Its product is annotated as solute carrier family 2, facilitated glucose transporter member 9-like. NCBI's taxonomy places the organism in Eukaryota, Metazoa, Chordata, Actinopteri, Cypriniformes, Cyprinidae. Gene Ontology annotation, biological process: monosaccharide transmembrane transport. The record is from RefSeq and is a predicted model, not a curated record. Bases 138 to 1475 code for a protein of 445 amino acids. Gene Ontology annotation, molecular function: hexose transmembrane transporter activity. The transcript is spliced from 11 exons. Gene Ontology annotation, cellular component: membrane.
ACGCCCUUAUGUCAGCUAUGACCACACCCUCAAGUCCAACAUGAAGUCUGUAGCUCAGAAAGACGGCCAGUAGAAACUAACUAAACUAACUCAUAUAAUUUAUUAUAUAAGUCUUGUAGCCUUUAAAUAACUUGAAAAUGGCUGAAGAAGUGUUAAUUCUUAGUCCAAGCAAAAUAACAUUGCAUCUUACCUCAUCUCUGCUGGCAGUGGCUUUCCUCACCUCCUUUGGUAGCUCAAUGCUGUAUGGCUACAACUUAGCUGUGGUCAACUCUCCUGCUGGGUACAUUAAAGACUUCUAUAACCAUACAGUGGUAAGUCGCAAUGGAACUGGAUUUAAUGGGGAGGCCCUGACGCUCAUGUAUUCACUCACCGUUUCUGUGUUUGCGAUUGGAGGCCUGAUCGGCUCUUUGAUGGUGGGCACUCUGGUCACCAAAUUUGGAAGAAAAGGUACAGUGGUCAACUCCACUGUACUGGUGUUCAUAGCGGGAUCUGUCAUGGGGUUUAGCAGGAUCUGCGGUUCACCCGAAAUGGUCAUCUUCGGUCGUUUUAUAACAGGAAUACAUUCAGGUAUCUCUCUCAGCGUGGUGCCCAUGUACCUGGGAGAGAUUGCUCCUAAAAACCUGAGAGGCUUCCUGGGGCUCAUGCCCAGCAUUUUCAUUUGUGCUGGGGUUUUCUCAGCUCAAGUCUUGGGCUUGCAUGAACUUUUGGGAAAGGAGGAGCACUGGCCCCUGUUUCUGUCUCUUGUAGUCACGAUAUGCCACCUGUACAAGCCAAAAUCACUAUCCUUUCGCUCUUCUCCCCAGAUCUGGUUUUACACCAACGACAUCUUUGAGAACGCUGGGAUCCCGACUCCUGAGAUCCAGUACACGACUGUAGGAACUGGAGCUAUAGAGAUCAUUGCAGGCCUCAUAGGGUGUUUCACCAUCGAGCGUCUUGGGCGAAGGCCAUUGAUAAUCGGAGGUUUUGGUGUCAUGGGAAUGUGUUGUGCUGGGAUAACACUGUCUCUCAUUCUUCAAACACAUGUGCCUUUCAUGAAGUAUGUGAGUGUGGGGUGUGUGGUUGGAAUCAUUGCUGGAUUCUGCAUCGGGCCGGCGGGUGUUCCGUUCCUGAUCACAGCUGAGCUCUUCAAGCAAUCCCAUCGACCUGCUGCAUACACCGUGGGAGGAUCUCUUAACUGGAUGUCUAACUUCACCAUCGGCUUCAUCUUUCCGUUCCUUCAGAUGUCUGCUGGGUCCUACUGCUAUCUGGUGUUCUGUGUCAUAUGCCUGUCAGUGGCCAUCUACGUAUACUUUGUUAUUCCAGAAACGAAAAAUAAGACGUUUGUAGAGAUUAGUCAGAUGUUUGCUACAAAAGAGGCUGUGGAAGAGAGCCAGGCCCUCACUCACCCUGACCAGCUCAAACUGAAAAAGAUGAAUGGAUACGGCUCCCUGGAAAAUGGUUCACUUGAAUUCGACAGCUCUUCCUCCUGUCCUUAAACCUUAGGAAUUACAGUAGAUCAGUUAUCAUCUAUGUAUUAAAGUGAAUCUUCAAUUUGUGCGCAGUGGACUCAGAAUAACAUAAGAUCUGUUUUUUCCUUAAUCACAGAACAUGAGAUGAAAUUAGUUUUCACAAUCACAUUUCGUUUUAUAAUGAUGCUUAUACACCCAGAGCUUUGUAUUACUUUGGAUGCAAGAACAGUGCCAUAUACAUGUGUUGCCACGUGUAUAUUUUUAUUGAGAAAUUACUUUUUGUCUCUAUUUGUUUAAUGAACGAAAUUCCUUCAUGUAUAUAGAUCUUAUACAUAUUUUUAUCAUUACGAGAGUAUAUAUGUGGUUGAAUCGAUCUCUUAUUAUUGUGAGUGUUAAAUGGCACUGGAUCAUUUAGUAAAGCUCAUGUGCUAACUUGCCACCUUAUUAGAGACUUUAGGCUGAGAUCAAACUUGAUAUUUUGAAUAUUUCUUUGCUUUUCAGAAAUUCUGUUGUUUUAUUUACAGACAUUUUGAACACUGCUACAGUAUAUCUGUAAAUUUGUAUUAGUAC